This is a messenger RNA of Mya arenaria, 4804 nucleotides long. RefSeq names its product tubulin epsilon chain-like. NCBI's taxonomy places the organism in Eukaryota, Metazoa, Mollusca, Bivalvia, Myida, Myidae. Gene Ontology annotation, biological process: microtubule cytoskeleton organization; mitotic cell cycle. The coding region runs from base 103 to 1563 and encodes 486 amino acids. The record is from RefSeq and is a predicted model, not a curated record. Gene Ontology annotation, cellular component: microtubule; cytoplasm. Gene Ontology annotation, molecular function: GTP binding; structural constituent of cytoskeleton. The transcript is spliced from 12 exons.
GGAAACCAACGUCUGUGAAUAAGCGUCCAGUGACUUUGAUGUUCAAAACAUGUUUAAAAUUUUUAUUUGUACACAAGUAAACAAUUUGGGUGAAUUUUAAGAAUGACACAAUCAAUUGUCGUUCAAGUUGGGCAGUGUGGAAACCAGAUAGGCUGCAGGUUCUGGGACCUGGCUUUAAGGGAACAUGCUGCUGUCAACAAGCAUGGCACUUAUGAUGAAUCGCUCAGCAGUUUCUUCCGAAAUGUUGAUGACCGAUAUGAAGAUGCAGAUAUUCCCCUGGAGCAGGGGCGGGGCAAAAUCAAGUCCCUUAAAGCAAGGGCUGUACUGGUUGACAUGGAAGAGGGAGUGGUCAGUGAGAUGAUGAAAGGGCCGUUACGGGAAGUGUUUGAUUUUAAACAGCUCCUUACUGAUGUUUCAGGGGCAGGGAAUAACUGGGCGGUUGGGCAUAAGAUGUAUGGCAGUCAAUACCGGGAGCAGCUAAGUGACAUUAUUCGGCGGGCCGCAGAGUUCUGUGACUGUCUACAGUGCUUCUUUAUUCUACAUUCCAUGGGUGGAGGUACUGGAUCAGGUGUUGGGACAUUCAUUUUAAAUCUCCUGGAAGAUGAGUACCCAGACGUUUACAGGUUUGUGACAGCGGUAUACCCCUCUAUAGAUGACGAUGUUAUCACUUCCCCCUACAACAGUGUUCUGGCUAUGAGGGAACUGACUGAGAAAGCUGACUGUGUUCUUCCAAUUGAAAACCAGGCCCUGGUAGGCCUGGUCAACAAGAUCAACCAAGCCCUUCCCCCGACAAAGACGGGCAAACGUAUGUACACCAGUGUUGGUGGUGAUGUCAAGAGGGGGAGCGCUAUUUCGGCUGCAGAGGGGGGCGUGGUCGGUCAGGCCAAUGAGAAACCCUUUGACACCAUGAAUAACAUUGUUGCCAAUUUACUGCUUAAUAUGACCAGUUCAGCGAGAUUUGAGGGAUCCCUAAAUGUAGAUUUAAAUGAGAUUACGAUGAACCUAGUGCCAUUUCCACGACUGCACUACCUCGUGUCUAGCCAGUCCCCGCUAUUCACACUGUCUGAUGUCAAUCUGCCACCUAGAAGACUUGACCAGAUGUUUUCGGAUGCGUUUUCCCGGGACUAUCAGCUGUUACGUACCGACCCAAAACACAGCCUUUAUCUGGCCUGUGCUCUUAUGGUGCGCGGGAAUGUCGAGGUGUCGGAUGUGCGUAGGAAUAUAGAAAGGUUAAAGCCCAGUCUGAAGUUUAUCCAUUGGAACACGGAGGGUUGGAAGACGGGGAUGUGUUCUGUUGCCCCGGUAGGCCAGUCACAUUCCCUGCUCACCCUGGCCAACAAUACAUGUAUACACAACAACUUUACCGAACUCAAGGAUAGAUUUGUGAAACUGUACAAGAGAAAGGCCCACGUUCACCACUAUACAACCGUUGACGGUAUGGAAAUGUCUGAUUUCUCUGAAAGUCUUGAAUCUAUCAACUCCAUCAUCCAGGAAUACUCGGACCUUGAGAAACAGAUGAAUAACCCUCCCCCACCCGAGCCCAGGCUUCAGGUCUUGACUUGACGGAGGAGAAGUGUACUUGAACAUUGACAAAAUCCAGCUCCCUUUUGAACAGAGGCUAUAGGUCUUGAUAAGAUGGAGAAGUAAUAUUCAAUAGCACAGUAGACUAAGUCAAUUUGGUUCGAUAAACAAACAUGGAUGGCUGACAGUCGAAGAUGCCAACAUGAUGGUUUGUGCAACAAUGGAUGAAACCAAGAUAUGAUAAUGGACAUAUUAGGAAGUCUGUUGUGAAACCAACAAAGCAGGCUUACAGUUUGUAUAACUCAACUCAUGGUUGGGGCAAAAAAAGUCUUAAAAAAGAUGCCGAAAGAAGCAUGGUGGGGCAUCCUGGAGCACUUUGUCCUUUCAGUCCCAAUCAUGAUAGCAUGGUUUCAGAACACCAUUGCCCAGACAAGUAGUAUAUAAUCCUCCUUGCUGAACGGAUAACGGAUUAUGUACAGAGUAAACCAUUCCACUUUGUAUUCCUGAAGUUAACUCAACAUUGAAUCGAUGUUAAAGCGCCCAAUCAACUAGAAUAUCCGUAAAAGAACACCCUUCUCAUGUCGAUGUUUCACACAACCUCAAAAACUUUACAACAGAGAAUGGAUCAUAGACAAAACAAACCUUCCUACUCUGUAUGACCAAUGUUAACUCAACGUGAUUCCAGUCCAGGGUUCAAGUGCCAAAUUAACAAGAAUAUUGAUUGAAAACAACAUUCCCACGUCAAUGAUUCACACCAUUUCCAGACCACAAGCACUCUGAACAGGUCAUGGACAAAGAAAACAGUACUACUCCAGUUUCAAUACUUCCAUGUAUUUAAAGAAAAUGAAACAUUAUUGUGUUAAAUUCUGAUUCGUUAUAUUUAUGUCUCCCCCUCUCUGGGGGAGACAUAUUGUUUUUGCCCUGUCCGGUAGUCCGUCAGUCCGUCAGUCUGUCCGUACGUCACACUUCGUUUCCGAUCGAUAACUGGAAAACCGCAUGACCUAGGAUCACCAAACUUGGUAGGGAGGUUGGUCGUGAGGUGUAGAGGAUCUCUAUUGUUUUUGGGGUCACUAGGUCAAAGGUCAAGGUCGCGGCGACCCCCAAUAUAAAAAACAUUUCUGCUCAAAAUCUUGAGAACGGUUUGACCUAGGUUCACCAAACUUGGUAGGGAGGUUGGUCAUGAGGUGUAGAAGAUCCCUAUUGUUCUUGGGGUCACUAGGUCAAAGGUCAAGGUCGCGGCGACCCCCAAUGUAAAAAACAUUUCCGCUCAAUAUCUUGAGAAUGGUUUGACCUAGGUUCACCAAACUUGGUAGGGAGGUUGGUCAUGAGGUGUAGAGGAUCCCUAUUGUUUUUGGGGUCACUAGGUCAAAGGUCAAGGUCGCGGCGACCCCCAAUAUAAAAAACAUUUCUGCUCAAAAUCUUGAGAACGGUUUGACCUAGGUUCACCAAACUUGGUAGGGAGGUUGGUCAUGAGGUGUAGAAGAUCCCUAUUGUUUUUGGGGUCACUAGGUCAAAGGUCAAGGUCGCGGCGACCCCCAAUGUAAAAAACAUUUCCGCUCAAUAUCUUGAGAAUGGUUUGACCUAGGUUCACCAAACUUGGUAGGGAGGUUGAUCAUGAGGUUUAGAAAACUCCUAUAUUUUGGGGGGUCACAAGGUCAAAGGUCAACGUCGCUGUGACCUCUAAUGUAAAAAAAUAUUUCCGUGCAAUAUCAGGAGAAUGCUUUGAUCUAGUUACAUUUUAUACCAGUUUGAUUGAUUGGAAGAACUGAUAAGAUGUCAUAGUAUAGCCAUGGACAGGAUUCUGUGUUUAUAAAAAAAAGUCUCCUUAAAGCUUCAACUGAAUUUAUUAUGUCUCCCCAAUUAAUGGGGAGACAUAUUGUUUUUGCCCUGUCCGUCAGUACAUCCGUCACACUUCGUUUCUGCUCAAUAACUAAAGAACGCUUGCACUCAGGAACUUUAUACUUGGUAUGCUAGUUGGUCAUGACUAGUAGAUGACCCCUAUUGAUUUUGAGAUCAAUAGGUCAAAGGUCAAGGUCGCAGUAGAUAUUCACUAUUUAAUACAGGUGAAUAAACCAAACUUCACUGUUGGUUUGUCUCCUGUCCAUAAUUACAAAUUUCAUGUCCAUCUUUUUUUUUCUCAGAUACGACCACACAAUAGGGGAGACAAGCGCUUUUUCAAAAAAGUAAUCUCUAGUUAAUUAUGCUGUGCUGAAAGCUGGAUUAUAUUUAACAUUGAUAAUGUCUAACUUGUUAUCCGCUUUAAAUAAAGUUGUUAUUGUUGUUACUAUUAUUUUUAUUUUUUUAUUAUAACCAUGUAUAGUUAGAAUCAUUCUCAAACCUCAAGCGAUAACCAUUCCUGUAGCAUAAUUUAAUAUGGAUCUUAUGCAUAUUGUUAGGCAGCACUCGUCAUGUUAUCAUAAUCAAAUCGUAUUAAACAUGUACACAUGUAUUAUGUUUAUAAUUGUGUCUAAAAAUAGCCAUCUUCUCCGGCUCAUAUUCAAUUUCUCCGUAUAGCUGAAAAUUCCCUUUAGCCAGUUUCCAAAGGUUAUCAGAAAGUUCUAAAUAUCGAAGAAUCUUGUAACCACAAUUCUAUUUACGAUUCUCAUAAACCUCAUUUCCUGGAUCAUCAGGACAUGAACCACUUAGUUAGCGAGGUAACGGUUACAAUGAAAUUUAUACCAUAACGAAUAUUAUACUAAAUAUCCGUAGAAAUUCCUUUAUAUUAUUCUGGGCAAUGAAUGGCCAUCCUGGUUAUAAAUCGAAUCCCUUUACCUUAAGGCUUAUUCCUGGAUUUUGGUGCUUGGAGAGGAUACUCAUACUUAAGAAAUAUUACACACCACUGAGGGUCAUAUGACAUUAUAAGGACCGCCCAGUCAGCCCCCGAAGGUGUAUAUGGACCGAUGCGUUGGCCGAGGUCCAUUCACCUUUGGGGGCUGGCCGGUCCUUAUAAUGCCAUAUGGCCCGAAGUGGUGUGUUAUAUUUCUUAUAUUGUACCGAACACUUUUUUACCACUUAAUAAUUUUAAAGUGCCUUUGAUGCGUUUUAUUAAACAAAUCAAAUAUUUUUUUCUUGCGAAAAAAUGUUGUUGUGAAAAUUACAAGCAGCACUCAACAGUUAAUGACGUCAGCGGUCCAUAUUGGAUACAAACUGGAUUCUUAUUAAAAUACAUUAAUAUACGGACCGAUCAACUUUAUAUUCAAAAAGAAGGGACACAUUAAUGUAAGGUAUAAUAUUAUAUGAUAUGUUGCUGCUUGUUUAUCCGUUAACUUGCCAUAUGAUGCAA